Messenger RNA from Pisolithus orientalis, 1620 nucleotides. RefSeq lists its product as uncharacterized. The coding region runs from base 1 to 1620 and encodes 539 amino acids. The record is from RefSeq and is a predicted model, not a curated record. The transcript is spliced from 6 exons. Lineage: Eukaryota; Fungi; Basidiomycota; Agaricomycetes; Boletales; Pisolithaceae.
AUGGCAAGCACUGGUGGGCACCCCAUUGCAGGCUUCUCUGAAGCUAACUUUACAUGCAUUGAUAAAGUCCAGAAUAAAUCUGGCCAUUACUUUUGGAAGUGCAAUCACUGUGGUGAUGAUGAAGGUUCUGAAGGUGCAUGCAUUCAAGGCUGGGACAAUAAUCUCCCCAUGCACAUUGUUUCUUGCUGCAAGGUGGCCCCACCAGUGAUUUUCCAAGAAGCACAUACCUUUAUUCAAGGGAAAACUCAGUCCAUAUCCACCCACUCUCAGGCCACCAUUGGUGAAUCUUCAGCCUCAGAUCUCAAGAUUACCCCCAUCAGGAAGCACAAGGAGGCACUUGAUGACUAUGUUGAUUACCCCCUAAUGACAAAGCAAAUUGAAGAUGCAAAUACCAGGCUCCUUCAUGAAGCUGUUCAAGUACAGGAGGAAGACCUACUCAGGCUAAAGCCUCGAAAGAAGCUUACACUACUCUUGGAUGGGUGGGAGGAUCAGCUGAAGCAGAGUCUCUAUGGCUCAGUUGCAGUGGAAGUCAAUCACCAUCCAAUUGUUCUUGCACUGGAGGACAUGACAAUCUCACAGAAGGCCAUGGAGAAGUUGGAGAUCGAUGAUGGGAAGAACCUCAUUGCUGUCACAACUGAUAACCCAACAGUAAUGCAAGCAUUCUGCCAGAAAUUCCAGGAAAUACAUCCCAACACACUGAUUGGUGAUAUCAUCACCUGUCCUCUGAUGAAGAAAGUGAUCAGAAAGACCACUCAUAUUGUGACAUUCUUCAACUCAUCUCACUAUUGGGGUGGGCAGCUCAAUGAAGAAACCAAGGGGUUGGGUGUCAGGCAGAGAUUGAAGCAAAACUGUGAAUCAUGUUGUUAUGCACUGAUCUUGCACUGCUUGAGUGUGAAGGCACACAAAAACCCUCUAUUCCAGAUUUGCAUCCAUCCAAAUGCACAGAGGAAAAUCAAUAAUCAGAGCCCUGUGGCCUCUGAUGUCAUUGACAUUGUCUUGCACAAGUGGAGCUACUGGAUGUACCUUGAACAGCUGAUCAAGACAGUGAAACCCCUUGUCAAUAUGUCACAACUUCAACUGGAUGAAGAAGACAACACAAGAUUCUGGAUGCAUGCAAAGUCUGUGUUCAACAGACACUUUCAUGCAAUCAAUACUGAUCAUCACUCACUUGCCCUGUUCUUGCACCCCAUGUGUCAUAAAUUUGCCAUUGGGCAAGUGGCAAGUGGUCACUCAAUUGAGUUCAUGGUCAAGGUUGCACUUGAAAUUGUAAAAUUGUGGAACUGGGACAAGGGAAAGGCAGAGAAACUCAUCAAGGACAUGCAAGACUACAAUAUAUCCCAUGCCCCAUUCGCAGGGGGGCAUGCUAAUGGCCUCAGCUGGUGGGAGAGCCUACCAGUCACUUCAGACACACAUCCACUCAAGUCACUCACUAUUACAAUCCUUUCAAUUUUCCCACAUGCUGGGGAUGUUGAACAACUCUUUUCUGACCUUGGUAGCAUACAGUCACAAAGACACUGCAACUUGUCCAUCAAUACUUUUGAAACACUUGGAAAAAUUCAUGCAAACCUUUGCUACCACAUCCAUACCCAAAACAUGGCAUCUGGAAAGCCAACACAGUGA